AGAGACUUCCAGACUAUGUGUAUGUUCAGCCAAAGAUCCUCUUUCUGUUGCUGUUACGUGACGAGCAUACAUAAACUUAAUUUAUUCGGCCGUCGCAAUACUUUUCAGUUUCAGGAAAUGAAUAAGCAGCUAUCCGUGCCUUCAGUUGGGUCUGGAAAGUGUGGCUGUGCCACAUGCAGACCACUGCGGGGCUCGGCAGGGGAUAUGGGACUCGUCCUUGCUCCAGCUCGGAGCUUGCGACUUCAACACCUGGGAGGAGAUCUGUUGAAAUUUGAGACCGACAACACCUUUCGUCAUCUACUUAGCAACUUUGAGCCCCUUCCAGUCUUCUUGCCGACCCGGCUUCAAGUUCUGCAUUCGUGACUGUGCCAAGCCGGGCAGAGAGUUCCGCAUCCAUCAUGAGCGACCCACGGGAAUCGUCCUCUUACCGAGUGACGCCUAGGAUCCGCUACAACACCGUCGGCGGUGUCAACGGACCUCUGGUCAUCCUCGACAAUGUCAAAUACCCGAGAUACAAUGAGAUUGUUACCCUCACUCUCCCCGACGGCACACAGCGCUCCGGCCAGGUCUUGGAGGCUCGAGGAAACCGAGCGAUCGUUCAGGUUUUCGAGGGCACUACGGGUAUCGAUGUGAAGAAGACACGGGUAGAGUUCACAGGGGAGAGCUUGAAGCUCGGUGUCUCAGAAGACAUGCUGGGGCGAAUCUUCGAUGGUUCAGGACGUGCAAUCGACAAGGGCCCUAAGGUAUUGGCCGAGGAGUUUCUGGAUAUCAACGGCAGCGCAAUCAAUCCCUACUCGAGAGUCUAUCCCGAGGAGAUGAUAUCUACUGGUAUCUCGGCCAUCGAUACCAUGAACUCGAUUGCGCGUGGGCAAAAGAUUCCUAUUUUCUCGGCUGCCGGUCUGCCGCACAAUGAAAUCGCUGCUCAGAUUUGCCGGCAGGCCGGCCUGGUCCAGCGCGAAGGCGUGACGAACAAGGGUGUCCAUGACGGCCACGAGGAGAACUUCUCGAUCGUGUUCGCGGCCAUGGGUGUCAACCUGGAAACAGCCCGAUUCUUCACUCGUGACUUUGAGGAGAACGGGAGCUUGGAGCGUACCACGCUGUUCCUCAACCUAGCCAACGACCCUACCAUCGAGCGCAUCAUCACUCCCCGCCUCGCCCUUACAACCGCCGAGUAUUAUGCCUACCAGCUUGAGAAGCACGUCUUGGUCAUUCUCACCGAUCUUUCAGCUUACUGUGAUGCCCUCCGUGAGGUGUCAGCCGCCCGCGAAGAAGUUCCCGGUCGCCGCGGUUUCCCCGGCUACAUGUACACGGAUCUGUCCACUAUCUACGAGCGGGCCGGCCGUGUAGAAGGCCGGAACGGCUCAAUCACGCAAAUCCCCAUUCUUACUAUGCCGAAUGACGACAUUACGCACCCAAUCCCCGACCUGACAGGAUACAUCACAGAAGGCCAGAUCUUCGUCGACCGUGGCUUGCACAACCGCGGUAUCUACCCUCCAAUCAACGUGCUGCCGUCUUUGUCACGUCUCAUGAAGUCUGCCAUCGGCGAGGGCAUGACGCGAAAGGACCACGGCGACGUAUCAAACCAGCUGUACGCAAAGUACGCCAUUGGCCGUGAUGCGGCGGCUAUGAAGGCCGUCGUCGGCGAGGAGGCGCUGUCUGCCGAAGACAAACUGUCGCUGGAGUUCCUCGAGAAGUUCGAGCGCAACUUUAUUAGCCAAGGGCCGUACGAGUCUAGGACCAUCUUCGAGUCUCUGGACCUCGCGUGGAGUCUGCUGCGCAUCUACCGCAAGGAUAUGCUGAACCGAAUCCCUGCCAAGAUAAUCAACGAGUUCUACCAGAGAACACCGGCUGAUCGUAAGGGCAAGGGGAAGGCGCCGACCAAGGACACCAGGGACACGGCAGGGCCUGAGGAGGAUAAUCUAAUCGACGCAUGAUUACGACGGCCCGGUGAAGCGGCCUUGGCCCCUUGACAGGGUCCAUCUGUGUAGGCGGAAGUACCUGCCAAGGAUUAACGUAAGACCUGCUGUAUAUGUUCGGUUCAGGGACCGUGGUUGGUGGGAUUGCAGAUUGGAAUUGCUUUAUAGACCUCCUUGUCUGUCAAUUGUCCGACUUGUGGUACGGCUGUGUCCCACUGGUGAUACAUAGGCUGUCAUUGGAGCGCGUGUAAGCGUACACCAAUACACCUUGUCUGCCGCGUCCUAAGCUAAGUUACGGUACCGUAGGCACCCCGGACAUGGCCCUGUUACU
Canariomyces notabilis is the source of this 2247-nucleotide messenger RNA. RefSeq names its product V-type ATPase. Gene Ontology annotation, molecular function: proton-transporting ATPase activity, rotational mechanism; ATP binding. Gene Ontology annotation, biological process: ATP metabolic process; proton transmembrane transport; vacuolar acidification. Gene Ontology annotation, cellular component: proton-transporting V-type ATPase, V1 domain. Bases 399 to 1934 code for a protein of 511 amino acids. Lineage: Eukaryota; Fungi; Ascomycota; Sordariomycetes; Sordariales; Chaetomiaceae. The record is from RefSeq and is a predicted model, not a curated record. The transcript is spliced from 7 exons.